AGCACUGCACCAACCGUGGCGAGGUCUUCGUCUCCGGCCUAUGAUGCUGAGGACACUUCACUUGCCGGCAGACUAAAGUUGAUUAGGAAAGAGUCGGCGCUCUCUCCGCCGCGAGCUGUUGUUUGCACAAGACGUGGGUAGAUUCAGCGAAGAACUAGCAAGCCUGUUGGUUGUCAAGUUUUCCGGUUGUGGAUGAGCUACCACCAGCAGCAGUGACAGAGGGGUGAGGCCGCGAGACCCGCACCACCCAACCCCCAUCCCCGUCAGCCAUGCCGCCGCCAGCAGACCUCGUCAAGGUGGCCAUUGAGUGGCCGGGGGCUUUCCCCAAACUCAUGGAGAUCGACCAGAAAAAGCCUCUCUCGGCCAUCAUCAAAGAAGUGUGUGAGGGGUGGUCCUUGGGGAACCAUGAAAACUUUGCUCUGCAAAUUGCUGAUGCCACAAAUUUCUACAUCACAGAAAAGAAUCGCAAUGACAUUAAGAACGGAUCAAUCCUGCGCUUGACCACCUCUCCUUACCUGACUGCAGUCCAGCUCCAUGAACGGAUCCAGUCAUCCAGCAUGGAUGCCAAGCUGGAGUCUCUGAAGGACCUGGCCAAUGCAUCGAGGGACAUCACCUUCGCCCAAGAGUUCAUCAACUUGGACGGCAUCUUCUUGCUCACUCAGAUGGUGGAGAGUGGGACUGAACGCUAUCAGAAACUACAGAAGAUAAUGAAGCCCUGUUUCGGUGACCUGCUGUCCUUCACUCUGACGGCCUUCGUGGAGCUGAUGGACCACGGCAUCGUCUCCUGGGACACUUUCUCUGUGGCCUUCAUCAAGAAGAUCGCCAGCUACGUGAACAAGUCGGCCAUGGACACGGCGGUGCUGCAGCGGUCCCUGGCCAUCCUGGAGUCCAUGGUGCUCAACAGUCAGGAUCUUUACCACAAGGUGGCGCAGGAGAUCACCAUCGGGCAGCUCAUCCCACAUCUCCAAGGGACUGAUCAAGAUAUUCAGACAUACACAAUUGCUGUCAUCAAUGCUCUCUUCCUCAAAGCUCCUGAGGAGAAGAGACAGGAGAUGGCCCAUAUUCUUGCCCAGAAACAGCUGCGCUCCAUCAUUCUCAGUAGCGUGAUCCGGAGCCCCACACCCAUCAACGAUGAGAUGGCCCACCAGCUGUACGUCCUGCAGGUGCUCACUUUCAACCUGCUGGAGGACCGCAUGAUGACCAAGAUGGAUCCCCAGGACCAGGCUCAGAGGGACAUCAUCUUUGAGCUGCGGAGAAUCGCCUUCGACAUGGAGUGUGAGCCCAACAACGGCAGCAUCGAGAAACGCAAGUCCAUGUACACCCGCGACUACAAGAAGCUCGGCUUCAUUAACCACGUGAAUCCAGCUGUGGAUUUCACCCAGAUCCCCCCAGGCAUGCUUGCUCUGGAUAACAUGCUGUAUUUCGCCAGACACCACCAGGACGCCUACAUCAGGAUCGUCCUGGAGAACAGCAGUCGAGAAGACAAGCACGAGUGUCCGUUUGGCCGCAGCAGCAUCGAGCUGACCAAGAUGGUCUGUGAGAUCCUCAAAGUGGGCGAGCUGCCCAGUGAAAACUGCCACGACUUCCACCCCAUGUUCUUCACCCACGAUCGCUCCUUCGAGGAAUUCUUCUGCAUCUGCAUCCAGCUGCUCAACAAAACCUGGAAGGAGAUGAGAGCCACGAGCGAGGACUUCAACAAGGUCAUGCAGGUGGUGAGGGAGCAGAUCAUGCGAGCGCUGACUCUUAAGCCUAAUUCCCUGGACCAGUUCAAGAGUCGCCUGCAGAACCUGAGCUACACAGAGAUCCUGAAGAUACGCCAGUCCGAAAGGAUGAAUCAGGAAGACUUCCAGUCCCGCCCCAUCCUGGAGCUGAGGGAGAAGAUCCAGCCCGAGAUCAUGGAGUUGAUUAAACAGCAGAGGCUCAACAGGUUGUGUGAUGGAACCUGCUUCAGGAAAAUCAGUAGUCGCAGGAGGCAAGAUAAGUUUUGGUAUUGCCGUCUGUCUCCGAACCAUAAAGUCCUGCACUACGGAGAUUUGGAAGAGAGCCCUCAGGCCGAAGUGCCCCACGACUCUUUACAGGAGAAACUGCCGGUGGCUGAUAUUAAAGCUGUUAUUACCGGCAAAGACUGUCCUCACAUGAAGGAGAAGGGAGCCCUGAAGCAAAACAAGGAGGUGUUGGAGCUGGCCUUCUCCGUCCUCUACGAGUCGGACGAGUAUUUAAACUUUAUUGCUCCUGACAAACACGAGUACUGCGUGUGGACAGACGGUCUGAAUGCUCUCCUGGGGAAGGAGAUGACCAGCGACUACACCAAAUCCGACAUGGACACCCUGCUCUCCAUGGAGAUGAAGCUCCGCCUCUUGGAUCUAGAGAACAUCCAGAUUCCUGAGGCCCCGCCCCCGAUUCCCAAAGAACCGAGCAACUAUGACUUUGUUUACGACUGUAACUAGCCAAACAACUCCACGAACACAAACCCACCCAGCACCUACUGUACUCCCUGGACCAAUCCCCUUUUCUUAUAAACUGGAACAAAUCAAAUCAUAUAAUGUAAAAAGAAAAAAAAUGAACUGUGACUUAACAAAAAAAGGAUUCAUUGAACUAUUUUCUUCUUGCUUCUUGCUAGACCGCUAAGAGAGAAGACGGUGCGUAUUAAUAGGCUCGCUGCACUUGAGGGGACUCGGGUUUGAUGCCGUCAUCCGGUUGCCAUGGAGAAGACAAACCGGGAAGUAUUUGUUUUGCCUGUUGUCCUCCGUCCUUUUCCUCUCUCUCCUCCCGUGUCUGAAGUUUCGAGACGUUCACUUCUUCCUCUCGACCGAAGGCGCCCGCGGUCCUUAUGCUUGAAGAUUGUGGUAGACACAUGUUUAGAAAUUGAUCUUCCUUGUCGUCCUUUUUUAUGUUUACUUUAUUGUUUUUCCUCAGGGCUUCUUAGGAGGGAGGGAUGAUGGUGGUGUAGUUCAGGAUCAGGGAGGAACGGGGUUUGUGUUUCCUGUCACAUUCUCACUCACGGUAUCUGUGGCAGCUAAAUGUUUUCCACGAGGCUGGAAGGAAAGUUACAGAAACAGUGAAUGAAAUCGUCUCUCAUAUCUGCUCUGAUCUGCUACACGUGUACUGAAGACUGUUAGAUUAAGUCAAUCCUUAAAAUAAAGGCACUGUACUUUCAAAUCCUUUCUUUUAAAUAGUCAAAUGUUAAUGUUACUCUCCGAGUCCUGCUUAUUGCAUAUUGUACACGACUAGAGCGGCUUUGCCAUAAAGGGCCGUGAGAGCACCCCCAUGGUGAAGAACACACACCAACACACGUCAUUUGAGUCUCUCGUUGUAAUAACUGCUGUACACAACAUUCCUAAGCAAUAUUUAAGCUUUUUUUUUGGGUUUAUCAUCGUGUUUAAGAUGGUCAUAAUUUAUAGAUUUUAAAAUUGUGAAUCUGCCUCGUAGUUUGUAUUACAAAGAGGAUGUCAAUGUUUUGUUCGAGGGAAGUUGUCUUUUUGUGUGUGUUCAGGACUAUAUGGCCACAAAAUGGAAAGUAUAUGAACUUUUUUAAUUUAAAAAACAGAUCAUGGUUAUUUCUAGUAUGAUUUAUAUAUCCCCCCCCCCCCCUCUUCCUAUUUAAUAGCUUCAGAUGGUUUUCUUUAGGAUUUUUCAAAGCCCCUCAAAACUGCUGUUUACAUUAAAGAUUUAAGAACUGUC
Pseudoliparis swirei is the source of this 3681-nucleotide messenger RNA. RefSeq names its product engulfment and cell motility 1 (ced-12 homolog, C. elegans) (gene elmo1). The transcript is spliced from 22 exons. Lineage: Eukaryota; Metazoa; Chordata; Actinopteri; Perciformes; Liparidae. Gene Ontology annotation, cellular component: guanyl-nucleotide exchange factor complex; plasma membrane. Gene Ontology annotation, biological process: actin filament organization; cell motility. The record is from RefSeq and is a predicted model, not a curated record. The coding region runs from base 270 to 2447 and encodes 725 amino acids.